Molecule: messenger RNA, 2634 nt
Organism: Spirodela intermedia
Lineage: Eukaryota; Viridiplantae; Streptophyta; Magnoliopsida; Alismatales; Araceae
Source: the annotation of a GenBank genome assembly
AUGCCGCCGGCGUCUGCGCGCGCGCUGCUCCUCCCAUCCCCUUUCCCCCCUUCGGGGAGGACCAUCCCGGCCGUUUCCCCUCUCCUCCGCGUCCCCAAUCGCCACCACGCGCGUCUCCGGCUGUCCUCCGCCUCCCCCCGGCCCUUUCGCUGCAGCGCCGCCUCCGUCGCGGAGGCGGCUUCGCCGGCUGGGGGCGUGGUGCUGGCGGCGGGCCCCGUGAAGCCGUCGUUCGCCGAGGUUGCCAGGACGGUCAUGGAGCUCUCCUCCACGGGGACUCUCUCCGCGGUCGCGCCAGACGGCUGGCCACUGGGCGUAGGCGCUCGAUUCGUAGUGGAUAUGGAUGGAUCCCCGGCGAUUUGCCUCAAGAACAUCGAAGCGGGGAGGUUCUCCGUCGGCGGCAAAUCCAGCUUCCACGUCCAGGUAGACGUUUGGGGGCGAACAUACCCCACACUCUGGUGGUGCUCGGGCAAUUCGAUCUGUUUUCUAAGUCCGCCACUGUUCUUGCGCCUUUACUGAUUCACCCCCAAAAACUUGAACAGCUGGAGCAAAGUGGGUUGCGGACUCCUCAGUGCACGCUGCUGGGGAGCCUCACCAAACCGGAACAUGGGUUGCUUCUGAAGGUUGUUUUCCUCGCCUGUGUUCAUCCUUCUUGAGUUCUUCCAUGGAUUUUAUGCUCUCACCUUGAGAAGAUAUCCACCCGCGUUGACUGUCUACGUAUCUACUGCUUUGCAAAGUGGCCUGUGGCUUUACCCAUUUUUAGAAUGACUCAGUUGUCUGCUUUCCCGAAGGGAUGAAUAGAUCAGGUGACUGAAGCAUGGUGGAUUUCUAAUCACUUUCAGAGCAUGACGUCGAAUUAAGAAAUUUAUUUGAGAUUUGUGAUGACUCUGGGUAUCGAAAAGAAUCCUUCAACUGCUUUUAAGUUCUUGAAUCAGACGUGCAUUCUCUGAAGAUAUGUUUGCAUUCUCUGAGAAUUUGAUGGGUUGAUUGAAGUAUACUGGAUUUCAUAUCUCUCGCGGGGUGAAAUUUCUUAUGAACACAUUUAUUUGGGAUUUUUUAUGGCUUUAGAGGCUGAAUGCGAUUCCCAACUGUUUCUUAAUCUAGAAGUAGGUAUGCAUUCUCGCGAUAUAUUUUGAAUAGUUGUUGAAUCUUCAAAAGCAACACCUGAACAAACCGUUUAAUGUGAAGAUUUCAUGGCAGUCUUACACUUGUGGGUCAUUUUCUCGUUCUAACUUGUUAAUUUUAAUCUUAUUGCACCAGUUUCUAUAGUUUUCCUAAAGACUGGGGACAUCAAAUGAUCUGAACCUAGCUGAAAAACUCUAUGUUUUUCAAAUAGCUUUCGUAGGUUGCUACUUACCAUAGAGUGAAGACAUUGGAUUCAAUAGCCAAUACCAUCUUCAUUGACUGGCUGGCAUUUUCAGGACCUUCAGAGAAAAUGGGAGAGGAGAUUUGCUGAAGAGCUUGAUGAAGAGUUCAUAUACCUUGUCUCUGUUGAACGGGUGCUAUGCAUUGCGGAUUUCAAUGAGGUAUGCGUCUCUUCAGCAUUAGGCACUGCCAAUCUGUUUUCUGUUUAUGACUGCUGUUUUCCCCAAGAACAGUUUUGAAUCCCUUCUCGGAAAGUAGAUAUGGAUGUUAUAUAAGCAGAAGAGAAUAGUGGAGGAGGGAUAUCAGGCUCCAUUAUCUAUAUAUAUACAUACAACCGGAAUUGUAGUAUGAAACCCUAAAAUGUUAUAGAAUUGGGUCCAUUGUCAGCUAAAUGUUUCCGGAAAGAUAAACUAUUUCAGUCAUUCGUAGACUUUCUCUUUUUAGAAGUUGAUCCAAUCACAAUGAACACACGCACAGAUGGAUUCCCAGAUGAAUGCUGUCGCCAAUGAAUAAAGUCUUGAAUAAAAAUGCAUAUUUAUGUGAGCGAGUUUCAUGUCUGCAGGAUGGGAUUUGGGUGAAUUCUGUGGAGUAUGGGAACGCAGAGCCAGACCCACUUCGGAACUGCGCCGAGAAGAUUGUGCACGAGAUGAACACCGAGCAUUCUGAGGAUGUCCAACGACUUAGCAGUGCCCAUGUUGAGACCGAAUUUCAGGUUAGUUCAUCUUGAUGAUUUUGUCAUGUGGGUAAUCGCAGUGUGUUCUUCCAUGCUAGAUCACCCAGUUCGAUCUUUAUCUUCCUUGGAAACUUUAUAUUCCUCAGUGUUCACACAGAAAUCUGGCAUCUAACCGUGAGAUGAAUUUGCCCAUAAACUUCGAUGCACUCUUUGGAUAUUGAAGGAAUCAUCCGUUUUGGGCCAGAUGAUGAUCGGAUUAUUUGAAAUCUGGAAAGUUGGUGGGAGUUCUUGUGAUAUUGAGUUGGGAGAUGAAGUGGAGGAGCAUUGUAUGACAUGAAUCGGCUGUUUUUUCACAGGUGGUGGACUCGAAGAUGAUCUGGGUCGACAGGUUAGGGUUUGAUCUGUAUCUUUACUCCGAAAAAGAAGUGUUCGAAGCUCGGAUUCCCUUCCCCAGAGAAGUCACCGACGAGAAGGGGGUGAAGUCGACCUUCAACUCCAUGUCUCAUCAGGCCUGGGAGGUUGAGAAGAACUACGCCCUCCCGGAAUCACAGAAGGUGAAGAUCUUGAAGAAGGUCGGACAGACUGUGUUGUGUUCGUAA